AUGAAACAUUCUUCAAAUCUUAAUAAAAUUAUUGCCUGCAUUGGAAAAAACGCUAAAAUAAAAAAUAUUUCUGAAAAACAAACAAAAAAAUUAAUUGACCGUGUUACUCUUUAUGAGUAUAUGUCGCCUUAUUUUCUAAAAAAUGUUGAUAAAUUUAAAGCACUAGAACUUAUUAUAAAUCAUGAUAAUAUAGAAGAACUUGCAUAUAGUCUAGAAAGACUUUCUUUAGAUGAUGAGAAAAAAGAAGAAAUGGAAUAUCCUAAAAAUGAUCUUUUUCAUUAUAAAGAUAGAACCAAACUUUUCUAUGGGGCCAGAUUGUCCUCUAGCAUGAUAUUAAAUGAAAAUCCUAAGGUUUUAUUUGAUUUUUCUUAUACAUUUAAGCAAAGUUUAGUUCGUCAUAGUAUUGAGACUUUAUGUCAUCUAGGAGACUUAUUAAUAGAAAACAUAGAAUCGUCAAAUCCAUGGGAAUUAAGUGUGGUUGGUUACGAUAAAAAUUUAGAUAUUUUGAAUUCUUUACAAAAACAAAUUGAUAAAUUUCUAAGAAAACAUCCAGAACAAAUUGCGUUACCAAAUAUUGUUAAUAGUCAACCUCAUGAAUAUAUACCUAGAAAUAAGGAAGCAGUUUAUAUCUCAUCAAAGGCUAAAAAUCACAUAGAUGGACCAUUAGAUGCUGAUUAUUACGUUAUAAAUUUUAAUCUUGAUAAUAAGAAUGAGUCACUUUCUAUGGCUUGUAAAGCAGAUGCCCAACCUUAUUGUUUACCAAUACAUAAAUAUUUACAAUAUUAUAAAAAAGGUGCAACUUUAAAAUUUAAUCAUAUAUUUAGAAUUUUAAAAGAAGUUCAAGAAAAUAGAGGUGAUUGGAAAAGUGCCUUUGAAAAACAUAUCCCCCGAGAGGAUAUAGAUCCUAAUAUUUUCAAAUCUUCUGAAUAUAAAAAGUUAAAGAGAGAUAAUUACCAUAAAAAAGAAAAACAUAAAGAUUUAGUACAAAUAUUGAGCACAUUAUAA
Molecule: messenger RNA, 1005 nt
Organism: Strongyloides ratti
Lineage: Eukaryota; Metazoa; Nematoda; Chromadorea; Rhabditida; Strongyloididae
Exons: 3
Coding region: 1-1005 (334 amino acids)
Biological process (GO): positive regulation of mitochondrial translation; mitochondrial tRNA 5'-end processing
Cellular component (GO): mitochondrion; nucleoplasm; nucleus
Molecular function (GO): tRNA binding
Source: RefSeq, a predicted model, not a curated record